This is a messenger RNA of Sinocyclocheilus anshuiensis, 1807 nucleotides long. RefSeq names its product proteinase-activated receptor 1-like. Lineage: Eukaryota; Metazoa; Chordata; Actinopteri; Cypriniformes; Cyprinidae. Gene Ontology annotation, molecular function: thrombin-activated receptor activity. The coding region runs from base 23 to 1297 and encodes 424 amino acids. Gene Ontology annotation, cellular component: plasma membrane. The transcript has 2 exons. Gene Ontology annotation, biological process: blood coagulation; phospholipase C-activating G protein-coupled receptor signaling pathway; thrombin-activated receptor signaling pathway. The record is from RefSeq and is a predicted model, not a curated record.
UUCUUGACGCAACUUCUCUGUUAUGACAGAGACCUAUGAGACAAGAGAAAAUGAUUCCUUUUCGGAUGGGAUGCUGUAUGGAAAUUAUUCCAGAGACUAUUUUGGAGGCUAUCCUCUAAAUUAUUCCACAAACUUUUCCAUAUUCUCAUCCAUUAUCGAUUCCAUAGCAGUGUUUGCAGAUCCAAUCAUUAUCCAUAUUCUUGAAGACCAGCCAUGUAACAGCACUGAUCUGAAUGCAGUGGGUUGCAACAAGACUACACAGCACACAUACAACAUCUCUGACGAGUCUGUUGACUUCCUCAAAGGCCUGCUGGUCACACGCGUCAUGCCCUCAUUCUACAUCAUCAUCAUCCUCAUUAGUUUGCCCCUGAACACUUUGGCCUUCGUAGCGUUCACCUGUAGGAUUCGAGAGAAGAAACCAGCUGUGAUCUACAUGUCUCACCUGGCGUGUGUGGACCUGCUCUUCACCCUGCUGCUGCCUCUGAAGAUCCACUACCAGCUGAACGCUUCAGAUUGGGUGUUCGGUGAGGCGGUGUGUUGUGUGCUCAGUGCAGCUUACUACUGCUACAUGUACUGCUCCAUACUGCUGAUGAUGAGCAUGAGUGUGGACAGGCUGCUGGCUGUAGUGUUUCCCAUCGCCUCUCUGACCUGGAGGAGCACAAGGAAAGCCACAUGUGUGUGUGUGCUGGUCUGGCUGCUGGCGCUCGCUGGUACAGUGCCACUUCUCUCCAUAACACAAACAUUCAAGAUAAAGGAUGUGGGCAUCACCUGCCAUGAUGCAUUGAUCCACAAUGACCAUACAGAUCAGCAGUACAUGUACCAGUUCUCCAUCCUCUCCUGUGUCUACUACUUUGUGCCACUUAUUGUCACCUUAGUGAGCUACUCCACCAUCAUAUUUGUGCUCCGAAUCAAGUCUAAUCAAUUUGCGACAUCAUCAUCGCUAUCAGAAAAGCGAAGUAGAGCUGCGAUUAUGGCUAUUGCUGUGCUGAUGGUGUUUGUGGUGUGCUUCGCACCAACCAAUGGCAUCCUGUUGUACCACUGUUUUCUUUUAGCUACUGGAUUCAACAGCGGUGAGGGAGAUUUAUCAUAUGCAGCUUACCUGUUGGCUGUGUGUUUGGGGAGCGCAAGUGUUUUUCUGGACCCUCUUCUGUACUAUUACGGCUCGUCUCAAUGCAGACAGAAGAUCAGCUCUGUGUUUUGGUGGAGAUGGGGAAAAAGCACCUUAUCAAAUUCAAACAGUCAGACAAAAUCCUCUUAUGUAAGUUGUGAGUACAGUCAGGCACGCAUUAAGAUGUGAAUUGUUUCGAAAAAGAGCUGAUGAAAUUUUCUGAUAUUGUGCUAUUGACAGAAGAUUGAAUUCAAAGUCUGGCCACAAAUCCUGAUUCAUGCUAAAGCAGGAUAUAUAUCCCUUCCAUGCUGUUAUUUUAAAAAAUCCAGCAUGUUACUAGGUCAAAUUGACCCAACCUAUUCACUGCUCAAGAGACUCCAUUUCCUGUUUGUGACUGAGCAUGUGUAAGAAACACAGUGUUACUGAAAGCAUUUUACAUCGCCAUGUUCAGAUCACAUUUCUAGAGAAUGUCAUGCAAUUUCAGGCUGAAAAAUUGAAAGUUAAGUGGCAGUAAAUCUGUCUAAAAGAGGACAGAAUAUUGUAUAGAAGAAACUUAAAACAUUCUAUUUUUGAAACAUUUACUUGAUACACUUUCAUUCAAUUUUGAUUGCAAGACAAUUACAAAAUUACACAAAUAUUUGUACAAAACAGAUAAUAAAACAGAUCAUGUUGUUAUCUUUAUAUUUUCUGAAAUAUUAA